Penicillium angulare is the source of this 1470-nucleotide messenger RNA. RefSeq names its product Glycoside hydrolase family 29. The coding region runs from base 1 to 1470 and encodes 489 amino acids. Gene Ontology annotation, molecular function: alpha-L-fucosidase activity. NCBI's taxonomy places the organism in Eukaryota, Fungi, Ascomycota, Eurotiomycetes, Eurotiales, Aspergillaceae. The transcript is spliced from 4 exons. Gene Ontology annotation, biological process: glycoside catabolic process; fucose metabolic process. The record is from RefSeq and is a predicted model, not a curated record. Gene Ontology annotation, cellular component: lysosome.
AUGUGGCUCAAUAUCGGUACUUUGUUCAGCUUCUGUGCUAUAACAGGUGGCUUCGUUAAUGCAUACCAACCAAAUUAUCGAAUUUCUCCUAUCGAUGGCUCAAAAAUCGCACUACCAACAAAAGAGCAACUUCAAUUCCAGGAGAAAGAGAUCGGAGUUCUGAUUCAUUUUGAGAUUGCCACCUAUCUCAGCAUCGACGGUUGCAAUAAUGUGCCCAAUCUUGUCCCCAAUACCUCAUUGUUUGACCCAACUUUAUUAAACACAGAUGCGUGGAUGGAUACCAUUACCGCGUUGGGCGCAAAGUAUGCUACUUUGGUGGCAAAGCAUAAUUGUGGAUUCACAACUUGGCCCAGCGAAGUGACAUUCCAAGACCGAGAAAAUCAAACCGUCUCCUAUAACUACACAAUUGCUCAGUCUCCCGUGCGUGGUAAGAAUGUUGUCAGGAGCUUUGUGGAUUCUGCACAGAAAUAUGACAUCGGUCAUGGAUUUUAUUACAGCGUUGUCGUGAACAAUUAUCUGAAUGUGCAAAACUCUGAUGUCCGUCCCAACACCUGGGCUCCUGGUCAAGUGAAUAUUACAAACAGCACAUAUGACCAAAUUGUUUACGACCAAUUGAGCGAUCUAUGGAAGAACUAUGGAAAUUUAACAGAAGUGGGCAACGCCAAAAAUAGCUCUCAGAAGGACAAAAUUCAGGCUCUUUUGGAGGAGACUCAGCCCCAGGCAGUCAUUUUCAAUGGAUGUGAUACUAAUGGCACUUGUUUGUCCGAAAAUUCUAUCCGAUGGAUUGGAACGGAAGCUGGGCAAGCUCCAGAGGAGAACUGGUCCACUGGUGUCACAAACGACGGUGGGGACUCUACAAGUCCCUACUUCUGUCCGGCUGAGUGCGAUACUACUUUACAGACCGAUGAUAGGUGGUUUUUCGGCGUUGAUCAGCCGUUGCGAUCCAUUGAAGAAAUGAUCGACGUUUACCACCAGACGGUUGGACGCAAUUGUCUACUAGAGCUUGAUCUCACUCCUGAUCGGAGUGGUCUCAUUCCCGCCAGCUAUGCAGCUCGCUACAGGCAGCUCGGUGAUUUCAUUGGUUCCUGUUACGGCAAACCUGCUACUUCAAAUGCAGUCCAUUCAUCAACCAAAAAUGGGGAGUAUAGUAUCACUCUUGACUAUCCAACUGCUAUCGACCGUAUUGUUCUGAUGGAAGACCAAUCUGACGGUCAAGUGAUUCGCUCCUAUGAAGUCUUCGCAAAGAUCGUUGAUAGCCAGGAUGCAAAUGGCACUUUGAAUGUCCCCUUUACUUUGGUAUCGAAUGGCACAAGUGUUGGGCAUAAGAAGAUUGAUAUUUUCGAUCGGGCAAUUUCUACCACGGGGAUCUUCAUUAAUACAACCUUUGUCGAUACUCCAAAGUGGCGUAGCGUUUCGCUUCAUCUGUGUGAUCAAUUGGCAGCAAAUGGAACCUCGACUGAGGAUGACUAA